AUGACGUCCAACAUAACCAGACAACCUGAAGGCUUGUCUGCUUGCCAAAUCCUGUCAAUGACUGAGCAGCCUUACAAAGUAGCUUCAACUAGCCAUGUGUCUCGAGAGCAUGCAUUUUAUGUUGACGGAUCAAAGUUCAGGACCUUUGCGCCUUCAGACCAUAGAAGUUUCAUCUCCAGUUACGAAUUCGAUAGCAGUACCGAGUGCACAUUGAGCGCCUUGCGUUUCGUUCACAACAUGUGUGAAGAAGGCCGGAAGAACACAUUUGCAAGGAUCACGACAAAAAUAAUAACCGGUAUGGACGACGCAGAACAUCAUGAAAGGAGGCACCAAUCAACAGCAAUCCAUCAGGCUGGCAUUGUGUGUUCAAUUCUCCGCAAUUUAAAAUCGACCCGAUUUUUCCCACGUGGCGGCAGAGAUGAUGGAGACUUUUGUGGGCUGGAUUAA
Messenger RNA from Histoplasma capsulatum G186AR, 447 nucleotides. RefSeq lists its product as uncharacterized. The record is from RefSeq and is a predicted model, not a curated record. Bases 1 to 447 code for a protein of 148 amino acids. Lineage: Eukaryota; Fungi; Ascomycota; Eurotiomycetes; Onygenales; Ajellomycetaceae. The transcript is spliced from 4 exons.